GGUACACGCAAGUUGACAUCAUCCUGCGGUGGCGUCUCGAUGAUGUCACUGAAAAAGCCACGCCUCUCCAGAGCGCAGCAACCGGAAAAUAGCCAUUGACUGAGGAAUGCGGCGACGUUGAGAUUGAUUAAUUUCAAGUCAGCAAAUCAUGGAUGGUUUCAGGCAGGAGGAUGUGGAGCUGUACUAUGAAAUGGGAGAGGAGUUAGGAAGUGGGCAGUUUGCUAUUGUGCGUAAAUGUAUAGAAAAGAGCUCCGGGACAGAAUAUGCCGCCAAGUUUAUCAAGAAGAGAAGGCUGUCAUCCAGCCGACGAGGUGUGAGCCGAGAGGAGAUCGAGCGAGAGGUGAACAUCCUUCGAGAGAUCCAGCACAGCAACAUCAUCACCCUCCAUGACAUCUUUGAGAACAAAACCGACGUGAUCCUGAUCCUGGAGCUGGUGUCUGGAGGGGAGCUAUUUGACUUCCUGGCUGAGAAGGAGUCACUGACUGAGGAGGAGGCCACACAGUUCCUCAAGCAGAUCCUGGAUGGAGUUCACUACCUCCACUCGAAACGCAUUGCACACUUUGACUUGAAGCCUGAGAACAUAAUGCUGCUGGACAAAAAUGUGCCGAACCCCAGAAUCAAGCUGAUCGAUUUUGGAAUUGCUCAUCAGAUUAAGGAUGGAAAUGAAUUUAAAAACAUCUUUGGAACUCCUGAGUUUGUUGCACCAGAAAUUGUGAACUAUGAGCCUCUUGGCCUGGAGGCAGAUAUGUGGAGCAUUGGAGUUAUCACAUAUAUACUCUUGAGUGGUGCUUCUCCGUUUCUUGGCGAGACCAAACAAGAAACACUUACCAACAUUUCAGGUGUCAACUAUGACUUUGAUGAAGAGUACUUCAGCAACACAAGUGAGCUCGCCAAGGAUUUCAUUCGCCGACUGCUGGUCAAGGAUCCUAAGAAGAGAAUGACAAUAGAGGACAGUCUCCAGCACCCCUGGAUCAAGGUGAUCAAGAGGCGUAACGUCCGACCUGAGGAGAGCGAGCGCAAGACAGAGCGCAGGCGUCUGAAGACCACCCGACUGAAGGAGUACACCAUCAAAUCCCACUCCAGCAUGCCUCCCAACAACACCUACAUCAACUUCGAGCGCUUCUCGCAGGUCAUGGAGGAGAUCGCAGUGGCCCAGGAGGGACUUCGAGAACUGGAGAAGAACCAGCGCUCCUGCGCUGAGGACGUGGCCGCCCUGCUCUCCAUCUAUGAGGAGAAAGAAAGCUGGUACAAAGAGGAGAACGAAAGCAUCGCUGCAGAUCUCAAUCAGAUCAAACAGGAGCUGCAGAAAGCACAAGCCCUGCGCAGACAGAGCCAAGAAGAGGCCCGUGCCACCAUGCUGUCGGCCAAUGCCCUCAAACGCAAGUUUGGCCGGUUGGAGAACCGCUAUGAAGUGCUCGCUGAGCAGAUGGUCUCUGAGGUGCGCUGGGUUGAGGAGCUGGUGCGCUCGAUUUCAGCUGAAAAUGACACUCACAGCACCAGCAUGGCUUGAGCUGCUCUGUUUGCUUUCUGAACGCAGUGACUGUCUAAUAUCUUCGCUUGGUAUGUGCAGGGCAUAUUUACAAUAUUAAACUUGACAAUAAGCUUCAUGUAAGCCUGUAGAGUUCAUGUUACUUCUAGAACAAAAGCAAUGCAAAAUGGUGUUUUUUAAAAAUCCUGAGCGAGUGAGAGUGUGCAUGUGUUUCGCCUGAGCAUUGCAGUAUCCUUAUGUGAUGCCAGUCUGUUACAGCUGAAGCAAGCAUUUAGUAUUUUUAAUCACCACCUCAAAAAUAUACAUGCUGGAUCAUUAGAUAAAAACAAGUUUAUUUACAACUCUAUUACAGAACUCCAAGAAAAGCAUAUUAAUGUACGUUGUGAAUAAUGCACUACACAGUCCUCUAUGAGGAAUUAAAGAAUCUUGAGAUGACAGUUGCUUUUGUUGCUCUGCAUGUCCGCUUUUCCUAUGCAAAUCAAAUUAUAUAAUUUUAUAAGGAAACAACUAAUACACUUAUGAUAGUCCCAAAUGCUGUCUUGAAUGAUCUGUACAAAUAUUGAAUAUUUAGUAAGCUGCUUCUGUAUGUAUGAAAAUUAAAAUUUAAAGGGAUAGUUUACCUAAAAACAAAAGUUUGGCUUUCACUCAAUCUCAUAACAAUCUAAAUCUUAUUGUAGACUCAUUUGUGGAAAGCAAACUAAGAUAUUUAUAGUAUAGUAAAACAUUUGUGUUCCACUGAAAAAGAAAGUUCUGAUGUUUGGAACAACAUGAGGUUGAGUAAAUGAUAGCAUUUAAUUUUUUGGGUGAACUAUUGCUACUUUUGUUCAAAGCACACACACCAAACAUUCCUUCUUUUUAAUUCUUUUUUUUUUUUUUUUAAAGACAUUCCAUAUGCGAGUGAGAAUCAGUUUCUGGAAAUGGUUGUGCUCAUUUGUAGUUAAGUCAUAGCAAUAUUCAUAUGUUUGCUCACAGUACUGUACCUGUUGUUAUGUUGUUUUAUUUACAAGUUUAUAUAUAUAUCUAUCUAUCAGAGUCCAUUCAAAUAAAAGAGUUGAAGAAGAA
This is a messenger RNA of Carassius auratus (goldfish), 2551 nucleotides long. Its product is annotated as death-associated protein kinase 3-like. Gene Ontology annotation, cellular component: nucleus; cytoplasm. Gene Ontology annotation, molecular function: protein serine/threonine kinase activity; ATP binding. The record is from RefSeq and is a predicted model, not a curated record. The coding region runs from base 149 to 1510 and encodes 453 amino acids. The transcript has 9 exons. Gene Ontology annotation, biological process: protein phosphorylation; positive regulation of apoptotic process; intracellular signal transduction. NCBI's taxonomy places the organism in Eukaryota, Metazoa, Chordata, Actinopteri, Cypriniformes, Cyprinidae.